AUGGCGUCUUCGAUAUCUUCCAUAAGCGAGGACCUUGGAGAGCUUGACGGACGGAUUACUGACGUAUUUCGAGCUCUCUCAAAUGGAUUUCAAAAGCUGGAGAAGAUCAAAGACUCAGGUAGGCAGAGUAGGCAGUUGGAGGAGCUUACCGAUAAGAUGCGUGAAUGCAAGAGGCUUAUUAAAGAGUUCGAGAGAGAAGUUAAAGAUUUAGACUAUACAAGCAUUCCUCAUGCUAGCAGGAUGCUGAAUGAGAGAAAGCAAUCAAUGGUCAAGGAGUUGAAUUCUUAUGUUGAACUGAAAAAGAAAUAUGCAAGCAACAUUGAAAGAAAAAGAGUUGGGCAUAUUGAGGGGACUGAAGAAGUAUCUGCAGAAGAUAAUGGCUUGCUAGCCUCAUCUAUGACAAACCAGGAACUAGUGGGCCAUGGUAAUCAAAUGAUGGAUGAGACCGAUCAAGCCAUAGAACGAUCGAAGAAGGUUGUCCACGACACAGUAAAUGUCGGAAGUCAGACCGCAGCAACACUCAAAGGACAGACAGAACAAAUGAACAGAAUCAUCGAUGAUCUUGAUUCGAUCCAUUUUUCAAUCAAGAAGGCUUCCAGAUUGGUGAAGGAACUUGGCAAGCAGAUUGCAACCGAUCGCUGUAUUAUGUCCAUGCUCUUUCUUAUUGUGAUUGGUGUCAUAGCGAUCAUUAUUGUGAAGGUCAUGCAUCCAGAAAACCAAGAUAUACAGGACCUUCCUGGGCUAGCCCCUCCUGCUACUAGUCGAAAACUCCUCUGGUUUCAUACCAUGUAA
Molecule: messenger RNA, 792 nt
Organism: Cynara cardunculus var. scolymus (artichoke)
Lineage: Eukaryota; Viridiplantae; Streptophyta; Magnoliopsida; Asterales; Asteraceae
Product: novel plant SNARE 11-like
Exons: 10
Coding region: 1-792 (263 amino acids)
Biological process (GO): vesicle fusion
Cellular component (GO): late endosome membrane; Golgi apparatus; endoplasmic reticulum membrane
Molecular function (GO): SNAP receptor activity; SNARE binding
Source: RefSeq, a predicted model, not a curated record